This is a messenger RNA of Pygocentrus nattereri (red-bellied piranha), 897 nucleotides long. RefSeq names its product CMRF35-like molecule 5. Lineage: Eukaryota; Metazoa; Chordata; Actinopteri; Characiformes; Serrasalmidae. The coding region runs from base 1 to 858 and encodes 285 amino acids. The record is from RefSeq and is a predicted model, not a curated record. The transcript has 7 exons.
AUGGUCAAAAUCGAGGUUAAACGAGAGAUCAGGGAGAAUCCGCUCACUGGAGUCAGCGCUGUAACUACUGUAACUGGACACAGAGGACAGUCAGUCCAGAUAAGAUGCUCCUAUGAUUCUGGAUAUGAGACCAACACGAAGUAUCUCUGCAGAGGAGAAUGUUCUGUUCUGCCUUGGGAAACUAAAGACAUUCCCAUUCAGUCUGGAUCUGCUGAAGAUCAGAGAUUCUCUCUGGAUGACGACACAGCAGCCAGAGUCUUCACCAUCAACAUCACUGACCUGAGACCAGAGGAUGAAGGAACAUACUGGUGUGCGGUAAAGAGGCCUAAAACACUUCCUGACCUUUACACAGAGAUCCUAUUACUGGUUAAAAUUGGUAGUCCUGAUGUUACUGCUCCACACUCACCCACGCAUCUUACCUCCACUGACAGUCCCCCAUGGACUACACCAUGUAGUCCUGAUGUUACUGCUCCACACUCACCCACGCAUCCUCCCUCCACUGAUAGUCCCCCAUGGACUACAACAUACCAUAUCUUUUCCAUCUGUGGUGCUUUGGUAAUCAUGAUGAUCAUUCUACUGGUGGCUGUGAUGAUACUACACAAGCACAAGAGGAAUACAAAGAACUCAAAAGCCCCAGCCGAGACGAUCCCUCUUCACAUGACGCCAGUCAAUGCCGGAGAGGAUGACAGAAUCUAUCAAGAGAUUGACGAGAAACAGCCAAAUCCUGCUGUGGCGCCCACAGUUACCACAAUCUACUCUACAGCAGACGGACCUACUGAUGUACCGAUCUAUUCCACUAUCGAUGAGCCCACUAACUCAACCUCAACCAUAUACUGUACAACAUCCCUGCCUCAGUGAAGCCCGAGCAACCCAACAAACUCCCCUGCUGACCGCUCA